GCGCAGGCACGACUUCCUCCCGGAAGUGGAGGGUCUCCGCGUAGAGAGCGGCAGAGUCCGGGUGCCAGGGCGGUAGCAGCGCCUGCUGAGCUUGUGGGCUCCUGCCACCCUCCUUCCCCGCUCCGCCCACCAUGUCUGCCUUCGACACGAACCCCUUCGCGGACCCGGUGGACGUGAACCCUUUCCAGGAUCCGUCUGUGACCCAGCUGACCAAUCCCCCUCAGGGUGGCCUGGCAGAAUUCAACCCUUUCUCAGAGAAUUCCCAGCUGACAAAUGCAGCAGCAACGACAGUCCCAGCCUCCCAGCCCACCGGGCCAUCGCAGCCUGCAGUCCUCCAGCCCUCAGUGGAACCGACCCCCCAGGCUGUGGCCUCUGCAGCCCAGGCGGGCUUGCUACAGCAGCAGGAAGAGCUGGAGAGGAAAGCUGCUGAGCUGGACAGGAAGGAGCGGGAGCUACAGAAUGCCACAGCCAACCUGCACGUGAGGCCAAACAAUUGGCCCCCGCUGCCCUCGGGCUGCCCUAUCAAGCCCUGCUUCUACCAGGAUUUCUCUGCAGAGAUCCCAGCUGAUUACCAGCGAACUUGCAAGAUGAUGUAUUACCUCUGGAUGUUGCAUUCAGUGACUUUGCUCCUGAAUCUUCUUGCCUGCCUGGCCGCAUUCAUUGAUCACGAUUAUAGGGGGGUUGACUUUGGCCUCUCAAUCCUGUGGUUUGUGCUCUUCACCCCAUGUGCCUUCGUCUGUUGGUACCGACCCAUCUACAAGGCCUUCAGGUCUGACAACUCCUUCAGCUUCUUCGUGUUCUUCUUUGUGUUCUUCUGCCAAAUAGCUAUCUACAUCAUCCAGCUGGUGGGCCUCCCCGGCUGGGGGAACAGUGGCUGGAUUGUUGCUAUGUCCACAGUGAAGUCUGACUCGACUAUAGCUGUCUCAGUCAUCAUGAUGGUGGUGGCUGGCUUCUUCACCCUCUGUGCUGUCCUCUCCCUCUUUCUCCUGAAACGGGUGCACUCUCUGUACCGACGGACGGGCGCCAGCUUCCAGCAGGCCCAGGAGGAGUUCUCCCAGGGCAUCUUUGCGAGCAGGACCUUCCAAAACACCGCAGCUGGUGCUGCGCGAGGAGCGUUCCAGGGAAAUUAACCCUUCCUGGCUGGUUGUCAUCCUCUUCUUUGCCAGCCCUUCUCUUCUUACCCAUCUCGCUGCCUCCUCCUGAGAUGCACUUUCCAGGGGUGCCUUGCUUACUGAAUGGUUCCGGCUAAGACGCAGAGAUGGGUCUCUUUUUUGGCCCAUCCUGUGUUUCUCAGCAGCCAGCCUUCCCUCCUACUUGAGGCCAGGGAGGGAGGCUCAGUUUUUUAUACAUACAGUCACACACAUACAAAAGUUACCAGGUCUUUCUUUUCUUUUGUAUGUAUGGCAAUUCCUGUCCCCAAGCACUGGGUUUUGGUUGUGGGGAUCCCCUUUGUUUGGGAUAGGCAGCCCCUGGCUGGGCUUUUAAAUCUCUGUGGCUUGGGAGAGGGUCCAGGGCAGGGCAAGGGGGACAGCAGCACCAUUCUAGCAUGAUGCCCCCUUCUACAGGCCAUCAUCAAGAAGAUGCUAAGUGGUCCCUGGUUCUUGUAUUGGAGAAGUGACCAAGGUGAUCUGUUCUCCUUUACUCUUGCCUGUCUUCAAGGAAAAUUAGUGUGACUUUAUAAAUCCUGUAGGGAGAGCAUGGCAAGGCUGGUUUCAGGACACUAACUUAUUGCCAGGAAUGGAGAGCAGCUCUGUCUCCAGCUCCUUCCCUUCAGGGCUCACCCCUGAGAGCCAAGUGCUUUUGGAUCAUGUCAGCUGCCAGGCUGGGGAAGGGAAGCUUCCCCUGCCUUGGGAAGAGAACUGGAAUCAUGGUCCCUAAGCAAAAAGUGCCUUAAUAAUCCAUUCCCCUUUUCCCCUCCCUGCCCCCCAAGGGUGGGAUAUCUCUGAGGGGAGCCCAGGUCUGCCUUGGGGGCAGAGAUGCUUGAAGAGCCUGCUGGGAGCUUGUGCUUCAGACUGGCUUGGUGGGUGUAUGGUGUGGGGAGAGGGGAGUCUGUGCAUCCAUUCCCUUCCCUCCUGAGGCUUUUGGGCCCGUUGAGCUGGUACAGACCCUUGUUUUGCUGCAUUCCCUUGCUUCCUUCUUGCCUCCCUCCUCCACCCCUUUCUGUCAGCAAUAGACUGCUGCCUGGCCUGGACUUGGCAAGGCUUUGGGCUAAGGUCCAGCCCCCCAGGUCUUAGCUGUGAAGAGAGAACCCUCAGCUGGGCCCCCAUCCUCAGUACCACCUCCUGAUGAGCCUCUGGAGGGCAGGGAGGGAAGGGAGUGGACUUGGUUCUACAAGAGGGGAGGAGGUGCCUGUGAUCCAGCCCGACUGCUCAUCCAGUCAAGUGAGGACUGGUCUGUGCUCUGUGAAUAGGACCCCCGCCCCAAUGCCGUUUGCCUGAUUUCCCUCUGGAUCCAAAUGUACCUAGCAAUAGUGGUGAUGAAUGAGAUUUUAAGAACUCCCUAUCCCCCCUUCUGAGAUAUAUUUUUCCCUCUGUACAAAUGUAUAUGUCAUGUCUUUUGUGCUUUAAAUAAAACUUAUGGAUGGAAAAAUUG
Molecule: messenger RNA, 2592 nt
Organism: Trichosurus vulpecula (common brushtail)
Lineage: Eukaryota; Metazoa; Chordata; Mammalia; Diprotodontia; Phalangeridae
Gene: SCAMP2
Product: secretory carrier membrane protein 2
Exons: 9
Coding region: 132-1130 (332 amino acids)
Biological process (GO): protein transport
Cellular component (GO): recycling endosome membrane; trans-Golgi network membrane
Source: RefSeq, a predicted model, not a curated record